Gasterosteus aculeatus aculeatus (three-spined stickleback) is the source of this 1768-nucleotide messenger RNA. The record is from RefSeq and is a predicted model, not a curated record. Lineage: Eukaryota; Metazoa; Chordata; Actinopteri; Perciformes; Gasterosteidae.
GUGUCCUCUCUCUCUCAGACGUGUCCUCUCUCUCUCAGAUAUGUUCUCAUUGGCCGUCAUCUCGCACCAUCUCUGGUCCUCAGCUUGCCAACAAAUCCGGUGCUCCAUGGCAACUGUUGUCUCCGGGAGCAAGACCUCCAGGUUGGUGAGGGAGCGUCUGAAGCUCCAGGUGGAGGAGAUGAAGGGUCCCUUCUCAGGGUUCAGACCUGGUCUCGUGGUCUUACAGGUGGGAGACAGAGACGAUUCAAACCUCUACAUCAGCUCCAAGCUACGAGCUGCAGCUGAGAUUGGAAUCGAAGCGAAACAUCUGAGAUUACCGAAAACCACAACGCAGGAAGAGGUCCUGCAGCACAUCCUGUCCAUCAAUGAGAACCCGUCUGUCCAUGGUCUGAUAGUCCAGCUUCCCCUGGACUCCGUGACCUCCAUCGACUCUGAACUUAUCACCAACGCCGUGUGUCCAGAGAAAGACGUGGACGGUUUGAGCUGCAUCAAUGCAGGGAAGUUGUCUCGAGGGGAUCUGGAUCACUGCUUCAUCCCCUGCACCCCCAGCGGCUGCAUGGAGCUCAUCAGACAGACAGGUGUGUCUGUGGGGGGGAAACAUGCGGUUGUGAUUGGGCGCAGUAAGAUCGUUGGAGCCCCGAUGCACGACCUGCUGCUGUGGAACCACGCCACCGUGACCACCUGUCAUUCAAAGACCCUCGACCUCCCUGAACAGGUGGGCCGGGCCGAUAUCCUGGUGGUGGGGGCGGGCCGAGCAGAGAUGGUGAGAGGGGAGUGGCUUAAGGAAGGCGUGGUGGUCAUCGACUGUGGAAUCAACCACAUAGCAGAUGAGACGAAGGCGAGCGGAAAACGUGUGGUCGGGGACGUCCACUACGCCUCAGCCAAUCAAAGAGCCGGCUUCAUCACACCUGUUCCAGGAGGGGUGGGGCCUAUGACAGUGGCCAUGCUGAUGGAGAACACGGUACAGAGCGCUCAGCACUUCAUCCUGAAGAACCAGCCAAGGAGGUGAAAAUGUCUUUGAAGAAUCUUCAACUACAUCUCUGACGUUUAUAACAAACCAAACCGUUUAAAAAUAUGUUGAAAAUUGAUUGAAGUUAUUAUACAUGUACCACGAAGAACACAAUGUUAAGGGUGAGCGAGCUCUCCCUACCAAGAUGGCCUCCAUGUGCGGACGUUCUAUACUCCGCCUUUAUAUAUAUAUAUAUACAUAUAUAUAUAUAUAUACACAUCUAUGGGUCAUAGCCGUCCGACUUUUAAAUAUAAUAGAAUUCACUCUAAUAUCUACCGAUAUAAAUGUUAUAAUAGAAUAUAGAACAUCUUAGUUUAUAACCAUGUAUAUAUAUACAAUAUGUACUUCAUAUUAUGAACAGAAAUGGAUCAAGUGAGCUCAGGCAGACAAGUUAUGAACCUGAAAUAUCACUUUUCAAGUCAGUAAUGUUACGGAAUAAAGUCACAAAGAACCUUUUGUUUCGUUGUGUGAUUAUAAACUAUUAGUUGUGUUUCAUGGAGCAGGAGGAAGCGGCAUCACGCUGAAGGAGAACGAUGUGUGUGGUGACAUUCAGCUGCUCUAGCUUGGACACAUUCUGUAAUAUCUUAAGUUACAGUUAAAAUAGCUUGUAUCCUACGCAGGACAUUUUUUGCAUUCCUUGCAUACAAGUUAAUAAAUGUGUUUGCUGUUGGCUGCUGGUUUAAAUGUUCUUCUCCCAGCCUGAAAUAUAUCAUGCUCUGGAUCAAAUAAAUUAAAUAAACUAUGAAGAAGAUUACCUUC